GUGGUGGCAGGAGAGGUGGCUAUGUACGGGCAGCAGCAGCAACAGUACGGGCAUUUUAAAGGCGCUUUGCCUCGACCGGGUGCAGGCCCUGUCACGGGUGCAGCUGGAGCGGCAGGAGCGGCAGGUGGAGCGUCGACAGCAGGGGGCGCAGGGGCCGCGGGAGGUGUAGCAGGAAGAAGCGCGUCCGGCCAGGGAACAGGAGCAGCAGGGGCAGCGGCAGCAGGAGCGAGAGGGGAGACCGGGCAGGCCAAGGCGAGGAGGCGAAGGUUGUGUUUAAGAAGGCGGCGAUAGCGUCGCUGUCGCUGCAGCUGAACGCGGACGUGGGCGAGAGCUGGCAGGCGGCAAAACCGGGUGAUGGAGGAGCAGCUGGGGCUGCAGCAGAUGCUGGCCGCGCGCAAGGAGCAGGCCAGCGCCGUGGUCAGGGAGCUCGCAAGGGAAAAACAGGCGCUGGAAGAGGCGCUGCAGGUCCAGCAAACCAAUGCCGACGUGAUCGAGUCAUGGCUAGCCCAAAACGCCGCACCUCCUGCCACCACCACCUCCACAACCACCACCACAAGAUUAACCGCCAUCACCAUUAGCAGCAGCACAACCACCUCCUCCUCUCCCCCACUCCCCGACAUCGAUUCAGCAUUCCAGCCGUGUGACGCUCUCUCUGCACAGCUCCUAAAGCACACAGCAGCAGACCUCGCCAUAGAAGACGUUCUCUACUCCCUAGACCGCGCUCUCCAAGAGGAGCGGGGUCACGAUGAGUACGAUCCCUCCUCUGCCAACUCCCGCCGCCGAAUCCUGACCGUCGAUGCGUAUCUACGGCACGUGAGGACCCUGGCAAAGGAGCAGUUUUUCCAGCGGGCGACGGCGUUGAAAGUGCAGGCGGUGCAGCGCAGUGCGAGGGUGAGUCAGAUGGCGGAGCGACCUGUGUCGGGCCAUGCGCUUUCUUCCGCUGCUGCUGCGGCUUCUUCUGCUGCUGCGGCUGUUGGGCUGGGGGGUGGGGGUGGUGGCAGCAGGGGGCUGUGAGAGGGAGGAGGGAAGGUGGCUGGGGCGGGGUGUGUUGUGCGGCUCGUGUUUCUGCUGCUGGUGCCGUUGGUGGUGCUGUGGUGGUGCUGUUUGUGUUGCUGCUCUUGCUACAACACUGGUUAGAAGUGUGAAGUGAAGUGGAGUAUGGUAGAAGCACCAAAUCAUGGUAUGGGUGGUAGGGAUAGGUUGUUUGGUUGUCUGGUUACUACAUAACUUGUUAGUAUGUUGCAUGGUGGGAGAUUGGGUUCUGGUUAUGGGCCAGGUUGUUAGAUUGUCUUUUCAUUGUCGCAUUACAUGGGAUGUUGUUCAGGCUAGUCACUACCAUAAUGCUCCAUCAAAUAAUAACAGUGUCAGAACAGA
Messenger RNA from Closterium sp. NIES-67, 1374 nucleotides. The record is from the annotation of a GenBank genome assembly. Lineage: Eukaryota; Viridiplantae; Streptophyta; Zygnematophyceae; Desmidiales; Closteriaceae.